AUGGCGAAUGUUCCGGUGGACAAUGAAGCGAAAACUGAAGACUACAGAAAGCAUUUUCUCGAGCUGGCAACCUCGGUCGAACUAACUGGACCGGAUAUUGUUCCCCAAGCUCCUCUUUAUCGCUUUUUUGGUCUCGUGAACAUCUAUUCUGAGGUGAAUUUGUUCAGGUUUUAUAGAACUUUUUUUGUUUAGAAAGACAGAAUUGUACUUGGAGAAGCAGUCAAACGUACGACAUUGUUUUGCAACGCAAUGCGAAGCUUUCUUGUCGAUCCUCGUUGGAGCGAGCGUGAGUUUUUGCGAAUUCUAAUUUUGAAAACCGUUUUUCCUGUUAGAUAAAACCAAAAAUAUAUGUUCAGUCCCUGGGAAUGUGCCCCUGAAGCGUCUCAGACGAUCUGAGCGGAUCAAGGCCCAGAAUUCGUCGGCUCCUCCGAACACUAAGAAGCCGGAAACCGGCAAACCUACUUCGCGUAAAGCUAAUAAGUAAAGCUUAAAAUUGUGGUACACUCGAAGAAUUAUAAAAAUUUGACAAAGUUUUCCAAAUUUUCCUUGCUUUGAUUCAAAUAUGUACAGCACCAACAUUUACAUUAAUAUGAACUGAAUUUUUUUCUAUUUACUUUUUUUAGUAAAUCAUUUUUUUCUAUACCUGCUCAUUUUUCUGAUCAUAUAUAUACUGCGUAUCAUUAAAAUGAUUUUUUUACCAAUUUGUCAGCUUUUUUUAGUAAACUGCCCCCAUUUACCCAUGUGAUCCACAUUAAAAAAAUUAUAAAUUUUUCUUCUCAAUCUUCCAUUCUUUUUUCCAUGACUUUUUAACUGUACUAUUGAAUAUUUUGUGAUAUAAAGCGUGUCUUCAAGAUAAGUGUUUCAACUCACUAGUUAAUUUUCCUUUAUUCUAAUUUCUGAUGCUUUAAAUUUCGACCAAUAAAUAUUGCGAAAUCGAAGCUCGAUGUAUUAACAGGAAAAAAGUUUUCUUAAACCGUUGAUACCAAAGUUUCAAGUUGAGUUUUCUGAGCUCACAUCGUCGUCUACACAAGGUUCUGAAAAGUUUACAUACGAUUUUUCCUUACUCCGCCUCUUUUUAGGGCUACGAUAGGAGAAAUACAAAAAAAUGUAAUUUUUUUCUUUGUAGUCCAAAUCGAAUCAAACAAUUUUGAAUGUUGUACCCCUAGUAUUUUGCUCGCGAGAACAAUACAGUUGAAUGAAAAUGAGCGAAAACCUUCUUAGUAAAAUAAAAAAAAAGAAAGUAAAAUUCAGAAAAGAAAAAAAAUAGUUUGAAAUUCUAAGUGUUCCAUGGAGCGAAAUUGCGGUUUGGCCUAGUUUUUCAAACUGACUGACCGACCGACUCUUCCAGCAUGCCAGUUGUGUGAGACAGGUCAAAACUUCUAGUUACCUCGUGGCGCGAAAAGGAAGGUACACUCGAUACCAGACGACUCUUCACAGCUCGACGUUUCGUUCUUUUUUUCGCUUGACGAAACUAUUUUCCAUCUUCAAUUUUUUUUUUUUUUUUCAAACCCAUUUUAGGAGACUUGUUCGUGGAUUAGAAAUGUUUUCUGAAAUAUACAUGAGAUUGAACGAAAAAAUAAAGUAUAAAUAUAGAAUCUCACUUACUGAAAUCCCAUAAAUUUCUGGAGAGUAAUUAUUGAAAAUUUUUUUUCAAAUAAAUGCCGAAAAAAACUCAAACUGUGUAAACUAUAAUUUUUCAAUGUCAUAGUUUUUUUCAUCAGUCAUUUUUCUCAACACUCUAAUAUUUUUUUCACGCGGAUCAAAAGGCUUCUUCGCUAAUCAACUUUUUUCCAGGAGAAUGUCGUCGUCACCAGAAGAAAACCAGUGGGACAGCUUCCAAACAGAACUUUUUUCCACGCUUGGAAAUAGAGAUUCACCAGACCCCCCUCACAUCCGAUUUUUACAAUUCUGCAAAUUGUUGAUCCUUACAAUAGAGGUAUGGCUUCUUUCAUACAUUUCCAUUUCAAAUUUCUGUUCAUAGGAUAACAAGCGGCGAUUAAUGGAUAUCUGGGGACUCGAUCCUGUCACACCCAACGUCACUCCAGCAAAACAUAACUUGAAACCAGGUUUACUCUUUCAUGGUAUACAUAUGAAAUCCUAAAGGUUUCAGAUAAUUUAAAAAAAACUUAUGAGAAUAUGGGGAAGCAAGUGUUGAUUUUCUUUUAUUUGGAAACAGUUGGUGCGCGCAAAUUACGGAAGCAAGUUUUGACGCGCUCAUGUGUUCUUUCUUGCUUAUUGAACUUGUCGAACCUUGGUGUCAACGACUAUUUAUCAAACGGUUCAAUGAGCUUGGAAGACCGCUCACGGAGUGGACGACCGGCCACUGCUACAUCCGCAGAAACUACCAAAACGGUCCGCGACCUUAUCCGUCAAUUUCCAAGAAGGCCUGUGAAGGAACUAUAUAAUUCCAUUGGCCAGGUGACACUUUGGCCUUUGUGUCUUGUUGGAAUAAGCCAUGGCUGGUGUCCAAUCUCGUUUAACAGUGGUGCAAGAAGGAGCAUUCUGGCUUCAUCGAUACUUCAGAACGACCACGCUAUUCGCCGGAUCUCAAUCCGCUACUCUGCAUAGGACGUUCUAGACCUGUGCUACACGGCAUCAGAAGAUCGAGCCUUCGAAGGCUUCCAAAAUCGGUGUCGACUACCCUCCACCACGAUCAACGCGUUUCCAAAGUGCUUUCGAGUCGGUGGUAUGAAAAAAACACCAGCGAAAAUUCAAACGGCGACUUUUCCGAUUUUUUCAUAUCGCUAGGAAACUUUCCGACGGACACCUUUCCGACGAAACGUUUUCCGACUUUUUUUCUCGAUAAAAUCUUCGUUUUAAAUCUUCCUAUAUAAUGUAGAUAGUUGGUUCAUGAUUAAAACACAAAAAAAUUCGAAAAAAAAAUGCUUGUAGAUGUUUUAUAAACCGAAAAAUACAAGGGAAAAAAGUCGGAAAAGGAUCCGUCGGAAAGGUGGCCGUCGGAAAGUUCCCUAGCGAUAUGAAAAAAUCGGAAAAGUCGCCGUUUGAAUUUUCGGUGGUGUUUUUUUCAUAACACCUUCGGGUCUACAUUCGCAAUAGUGUUGACCUUAUUGAAAACAUUUGAUGCUAUUUUGUUUUCAUUAUUCUAAAUAAACUUCCCACAAAACUUUGAAUCAAUUCGAUAGUUUUACGGUAUUUUUACUGUCAAUUUAUUUGCUUCCGUAGUUUGCGCGCACCCUGUGGAGUUAUAUUACAUCGUUAAAACAAAAAUAGCUUUCAGAAUAUAUCCAGAGAGCGCAAAGUUCAGAUAAAAUUUUUCCUUCUAAAAUCAUUUUAUUUGUUUGUAGAGAGUAGCCAAAUCGGGACAACAUAUGAUAUUUCUCAAUAAAAAAAAAUUUUGAGCGAUAACCGAGAAAACUGAUUGAGAGAACAAAUAAUUGGGAGCACUAUAAAUUCAUUUAGAGCUUUGUUCAGUUGAGUGGAAAAGAUAUAUAUAUUUUUUUUGCAGUUCUCAAAGCCACGCAUGAACCCCAACCGCUUGGUCAAUCCAUCCGAUCAUCAUCUUUGAGUCAAAUGUUGCCCGCUGCUCCUAAAAACGAAGCACACCGAAGCGUUGCUGCAGUCUCAGGUGCAAAUUUCGUUUUAUGCGGAGCUAAAAAAAAUGAAGAAAGAAUUUCAUCAACGCCCUCCGAGUGAACAUUUCAUUUCUGAAAAAAACAAGAAAGUUCAAAGUCUCGCUUACGAAAAUUUUCAAUGUGUAGGACAAGGGCGCCGAUUCCGAAAAUGCCGUUCAAAGUUAGCGCCGUAUUUUUUUCGUUUUGUUGCUGAUAUUCUAUUAGUUUUUAUCAAUUUUGUACUAGAAUCGAAUGAAUUUUGCGUCAUCUGUUAAUAAUGAUAGUUUAUUUACUGCCGUUAUUUUUUUAAUGAUAGAUUUUAGGCACACUUUGGUCUGGGUAAAAUAAUUUUUUUCUCAUUUUUUUGAAUUGCGAAUAAAAAAAGAAAAAAAUAAUUCCUUGAUUCUCAAAAAAACAAGAAACGAAACGAAAAAAACAAUAGAUAAGAAAAAUUAUUGCUUGAAACGAUAUAUGAGUGAAUUUUUGUGUGGUUGCAAAUUUUCUGUGUGAGAUAACGCAGGGUUUCAAAUCUAGCAGGCUUGAAACUUAAAAAAUUCGUUUUUCGUAGUUUGGGUUUUUCGAAAAUGUGGCAGAAAAGUCCAUAUUAACAAAUGGCGCAAAAAUAUCCGAGUCGAAUAUGGAUGUAUACUACACAAUUAAUGAACAAUGAUAAAGAAAAAGCAAGCAGUUAUAAUUCGAAACAACGGCGCUAACCGAUUUGACGCCAGCGAAAUCAGCGCAAACGUAAGCGGCGUAUGCAUACGCGCCGCCUACACGCGACGGCGCAUUGCGGACCGGUGUUUGAAUGGAACUCUUAGAAUCGGCGCCCUUGUCCUACACUCAAAUUUUAUGAGCCGUUUUCAUCCGAUUCGAUUCGUUUUAAUGAGACCAUGAACCAGUGGAGAAUUCAAAACAAAAAAAAAAUGUUUGUGAAAGUGAAUAUGAUAUUUCGAAAAAUACUUUUUCAGCUAACUUUUCGAAACCGCGUCCAAAUCGUCUACGCAGGUCGGCACGCAUAAAGGCCCAAAGUAAGCAGAUACGAAAGCGAAAGAUUUUGCCUCGCAAAGCCAAACAGCCGUCAAGAAAUGUGUUUUAACAAAUUUAAUAAUUUAUCUUUCAUUGUAAACAUAUGAAAUUUUAUUGUUUCAACAUGUAUUUGUUUUAGGGGAAAAAUUUGGUGCGGGAAAAGUCGAUUUCAAAGAGUAAUUGAGAGUUUUGAUCCGGAAAAAAGAGAACAAAAAAAUAACUUGUAAACCUUUAUGAGUAUGUGUAUCAUUUUCAUUGGCUUGAGCAUUUUUGCUAAACCAAAUAAGCUUCCCAUGAAUGACCGGGAAUGAAAAAAAAUAAUUGCUACAGUUUUCUGUUGAAUGCUCUUAGCCAUCGCUUAACUGUUACCUUUGACAAAUUUAGCGAUAAACAUAUAAUCUUACUUUCUUACUCCGAUACUUAGAUGGUCCAUCUUCGCUUUCGAACUUUUAUUGAUCGAAGCGUGGAUUACACGUUUAGCAAGAGGUCCUGUCUUAUGCAAUCGGUCGUCCAGUGUUCUCCUGGUUGACUGGUAUUCUUGCGAAAAAAGUUCUUCUGUUAGCGGAAGCAAGCCGAACUGCGUGACAGGUGUACCGUUAGCCGCCAUGGCGUUGCCUCCCCAUAACCGCGUAGAGGUGGUACUUCAAGGGCACAGAUAUUCUGUUGGAGUUUACUGUGUCCUCCUGACUCCUCAUGCUUCGCGGAAAUAUGAAAAAAACAGCUAAUGUUGGAAGAAAAUUUUAUAAAAAAAAGAGUGUAUUCAUAAUUUGAAUUCUAUUCUAAAUAUUAGAUUGAAAUUUCUCUUUAUAAUCAACUUCAAUACUAAAGAAAAAUUAACAAAGUUCAAACAACGUUUUUGACACAGCCUAGAGACUUGAUUGAAUAUUCUUCAUCAAACAGCCGAUUUGGUGAUUUUCAGCAGACGAAACCGAUGGAUGUCACAGUUUAAUCAACAUAGGACAGAGGCCUCGACCAAAUGUUCUUGGGGGAUCAUUACACUUGGGAGGAUUGAUCCAUCUAAGCUAUGCGUUCAUCUCUCAUAAUCAAUGAUUUUUUUUAGUUUGUUACUUACUGAAUUAAGAUUUCAUGUUGAGCUAGUAAUUUUGCUUUUGCUGAGACCUCUAUUCUUACCACAACAUUUACCGCUUUGAACUCUGUUUUUCUGGAGGGAAAGUCUUUUGAAUUGAAGUUUUUUCAUAUUUAAAUCUGCAAUUUCUGUAAAAAUUACAUAACGGAAUGACUUAUUUGUUUAAGAACAAUUUGAAACAUUCGUGAAAAUUUUUUUCGAUGUAAAUUUUUAUUGAUUCGGACUUGAAAAUGAUAACAAAUUUCAGAAACUUGGCAAAAAUAACGUUAGAUGGUUUCUCACUUAUUUCAGCUAGGGAAAAAGUUUGAAGGGAAAAAAAAAACUUGUGCAGCUUCCAUGAAGAACUUUGAAGUUCUGCUUCCAAUUUUUCAGCCUGUUCACCAUUGAUAAAAAAAUUUUGCAAGGUUGCUGCCAGGAUCUUUCAUGCAAGAAAAACAUUCGGCCGGAGGCACUUUUUUUCGCCGUGUACCGAGAAAAAUGAUUAUGGCGCGCCACUGCGUUAUCUGAUGAACUUUGUUGUAAACUAUAAAAAAAAGUGCGAGGCGCCUAGCUGUUCAAGACUUCGACGGGUCUUGAUUUCCGCAGAUUUCGCCGCUUUUCCGUUACCGCCGCUCGUUAUGAUAGCCGUUAUCAGCUAUAAUUCCCUACGUUCGAUGCGUGCGUAUUUGAUGUCACAAUUGAAGUGACCAUUUCUAUUUCAAUUCCUGCCCUGGCCCCAAUCGUUCGCGUCUGGGUGCAAUUGGAAAUAUAAUCGUCUAAACUUUGCUCUGCUGGCGUUUGUUCCAAAAGCUUUAACCUCAAAUAAACAGCCGCGGGAAUCGGUGGUCGUAACUCUUGAUCAAAAUAUCUCUCCUAUUUAUACUCCAUUUACCUGUAUCUUGAGAAAAUAGCCGCUUAUAAGUCUGAACUCUUCUUUUUACAUUAUUUCGAUAAUUAUUUAAAGACCUUUUAUGAAGUUUCUUUGGUCAGUAUGGGAAGAGAACCCUUUUAAUCUUAGUUUAAUGUGUUCGAAAUCAAAAAUAGCAAUAUUCGUUCAUAUAAGUUUUGCCACAACUCCCUUUAUUAUCUGCUUUUUUUGCAUGCUAUUUUUUUGUACAUCUUAUUUUUUUCAUAUUUAAAACAAAAAAAUGUGUGCGAAUUUCCUGUUCAUUUGAAAAUGAGGAAUAAAUAAUGAAGUUAUCUAUUGCUACAGAGGUAAUGUUGAACGAUUAAAAAAUUCAUUUUUAAUACUGGAAAAAAUUUGAUUCGAAGAGUUUUUUUUUUUAUCGAAUUCGAAAUUACCUUUUGUUUCUUGAUACUUUGCCACGCUAGAUAAAUAUUUUCUUCUCAAUUCUUCAAAAAAAGUUAUCGUCUAUCAUUUCUGUUCUCACUUAAAAUUAAGUAAUUGGUUUCGUUUUUCAGGUGAUAACAUAUGAUCGUAGCGUUAUGACAACUUCUAAGGAUGACCGAAAAGACGAUGAACUGGUCGAGCAGCAGCUGGAAGAAGCCGGCUUCAUCAAGCCUCCUGAUGGUAAGAACUUUCUUAGCUACUCUUAAAGAAAAGCAUAAUUGAUUCGAAAAAAAAAAAUUAAAAAAGAGGUCAUUCCAUCUUUUCUAAGACUAAAAGGAAAAAGUUUUUAAUAGUUUUUUUUCGAUCGGUGUAAUUUUGAUUUUGUCGAAAUGCGUUUAAAAUUUUCAUCCAAUCAUUUUUUUCAAAAGGUGAUCGACCUUUUGCUCGUAGGAUAAAUUUACAUUGAAACUCCAGUUUUGCACAAACUAUCCAAAUGUAACUCUGAGCUCUGAAUAAUCGAUCUUUUGUAUUUUGAUACCUUUGAACGAGAAGCAAGUACUGCGCAAUAAAACAGAUAAGAAGCUUAUAUCACUGGUUUUGGUCUCUGAAUAGAUUAUCACAUUAAGAUUUCACGCGCAAACCAUCUUUGAGGUUAUGCAACGAGACGGCUACCAAUAAAUCAUCGUUAUCAGUGAGAGCUCUUAUCUUAGUUUCAAAAAAAAAAUUCGAUUUGCAGAUGGAGUUCUAAAGAAACAUUGCACCACCAUUACAAACUUGAAAGAAAUUCAAACGGGCCCAAUUAAUUCUUUACAAACCUCCAAAAUUGUUGGCUGAAUUCAUUAAAUAGCAGUGCUUUUGAGCAAAAACACAAAAAUGAUAAUGGAAAACUCAGGAACUCAAAGAGUCCGUUCACCGCUCGAAAAUAUUUUUAUGCAGUUUGAUGGAUGAUCUCAACUAAAAGUGAAAUUUUCGACAAAAACUAUAUUCAGAUAUUUUCAAAUCCUGUUUCAAAGUUCACGAGAAGGGUCUUGAAAAACAAUUCCAUGUUUAAAGCUCAAAAAUAUUAGUGAUCUUUAUAUAUUUAUACCCACUGAAGGUAUGAAUUAUGAAAAAUCGCAGAGUCUCGAUCCCUAUCAGCAAGCUAGCCUGAUAUGGUUUGACGGGGCUUUUCUGUAAGCUUGAGCAGUAUGACUUUUUUUGGCAUUGAAAAAAGUUUGAAAACAGCUUGAAAUACUGAGUUUAGUUCACUUGGCCCUUCUCGGCUCCGAGCUGAGGCUUGUUUGUGAUGAAUUGAUUAUCAUUUGGUUUCCCGAUAUUUUUGCCCUUUAUUUCAGGUGGUUAUGGUUGGCUGGUCGUUUUUGCAUCAUUCCUGGCAAAUCUCAUCGUUGACGGCAUCAUUUUCACUGUGGGAGAUAUUUUGCUCCCUCAAUGGAUGGCCGAUUACAACGCAUCGGCAACUUCAGCCGCUUUGAUCAUUUCUAUCCUGAGUGGAACUUACUUGUUAGUAGGUUUGUUUCUAUUGAGGUCGCUCAUGUGUAUACAUUCCCUUGCAGGACCUAUCGCGUCCGUUUUGGCAAAUUUGUAUGGAUGUCGAGCAGUCGUAAUUGGAGGAGCCAUUCUAUCUUGUAUCGGUUUCGUGGCCUCUGCAGUGACUCCACAAAUAUAUUACCUUUACAUCACUUUCGGCCUUAUUGGAGGUUCGAUAAGGCUUGGGAUUAACGUCAAUUCUGCUUUGUCAGGUCUCGGAUUCGGGUUUAUUUAUUUGCCAGCAAUUGUCAUCAUUGCACAAUACUUUUCUGAGAAGCGAUCCAUGGCAACUGGAAUGGCCGUUUGCGGGUCCGGAAUAGGAACAACUAUUUUUUCAAUGGUUUUUUUCUCAAAAUAAAAAAUUCAGUAGGAACGUUUCAGUUAAACCCCUUCGUCAUGUAUCUUGUGGGGAACAAUUGGAGAAUUUUCUCUAUUUUCAUCGCGCUGGUCACUCUGCUCUGCAUAAUCAGCGCCAUCAUUUACAGACCGAUCGAGGCGACGGCAGAUCAAAUCGAAAAGGCAAUAAGCUUCUAAAUAAACACAUGAAAGUCUGUUUUAGGUCGCUCAAAUCGUGGAAGAAUACGAGCAGAGCCACCCUCACGAUAAGGAGGCAACUAAGCUGGGAAGCCAUCAUCCUUCGCUAGACGCCAGUCAUCCUUUCUUAUCAACUGUAGAGCUUAAUACGGCCGCCAUGAAAGGAAACGUUUGUUCUUUCAAUCAAAUCACAUUCAACAGAAAGCCAUUCAAGGUGAAAAUGCUGUCUCACAAAAACUUGGUCGACGCGGUUGCAAAAGAAAGCAUUCGAGAUUUAAACAGGCCUUUGUCAAAAAUGGAUGUUUUUUACUCUGGAUCUACGCAGAACUUGAGAGAAAGAACUCGGACAAACUCUGGUAAAAAUAUUCAAAAUUUCAUCUCCAUCGCAAUUUUCCAGUUUCUAUGGGUCACAGGAAAACAAAUUCGAUAACGGAGGACGAGCUCGAGAUCAAACAAUCAAAUAUUUAUCUGAGUCGUGCUGGUCUGGCUAUAGAUAGUAAUGGAACCCCAUCCCCUAAGACUUGGAAGAGCAAUUUAACAGAAGUAUGAAUAACUGCAAAAAGUAGGUAUCAGAAAGCGAGAAUCAAAUUCCAGACCCUUGGCGCGCUUUUGGAUACCAGUCUUCUCUAUUCCCCAUCUUUUCUGGUUCUCGCGUUUUCCGGUCUACUGACCCUCUCUUGUUUCUACGUUCCAUACAACUACAUCGGAAAUCAUAUUGAUAAAGUGAGGAGAACUCAAAAUCAGAAUACUAUUUUUAUGAUUGGAUUUGAGCUUCCCGACGCGACUCCCGCAAAAAAAGCGUUGAUCAUCUCGCUCCUUGGUAUCAUUAACAUUUUUGCUCGAAUUGGUUGCGGGUGGAAGAAUUUUCUACGAUUUCCUUUAAUUCGAAGUUUUCAGUUGGAUAGCAGACCGUCCACAAGUUGAUGCUUUAUUUGUGUCGAAUGUCGCCAUUAUAGGCGCAGGGCUUGCGACUGCCGCAGUCCCAUUUUACUCGGCUUACUGGCAUUUUGUAGCUUUUUGUCUGCCGUUUGCUUGUGGAGUGGGUAAGUGUCAAUAAAAUCGCCAGAAUCAAAGAUAAAGUUCUAGCUUGUUUCGCCGCUCUUCGCUCGGUAAUUUGCCUCGACCUUUUCGGAUUGGAAAAACUUUCAAAUGCUUUCGGAAUACUUUUGACAUUUAUGGGCGUUGGUGCAAUCGUCGGUUCUCCUUUAGCAGGUACACAAUAUCAGAGACCUUUUUAACAUGCAUGCAAAGUCAUUUUUACCGUUCCUACCGGAAUUUUCUAUAAAUUUAUUCGAACACUUGAUGGACCAGGCUGCUUUUUGCGCAAACUUUUUGUUUUAGAAAAAUGAAUUAUUAAGUUUUUCGUCGGUUAACACUUCAACAUGAGUAGGAACGGUGAAAUGACUCAACAGGUCAAUUUUAUCAUUAGGUUAACAAACAUAGGAGUUAUUUAAAGAAACUUCCGUUGUGAUGAUUGAACAGUGGAACUUAAGAGAUUGAUAAAUUUGGAAAUAAAGACCCAUCGCAUAUUUUUAAAGUUUUGAACGGUCCGAAAAGAAUUUUUACGCAGUGUUAUUUCAAAAAAAAAAAAUCAUGAUCCAAAAACAAAAUCAACAUCUUUUUUGAACACUUAAAGAAAUCAUUACAAAAAUUUUCCAUUUUGUCAAAAAUCAAUUAGCGUUUUUCAGCCCUUUUGAAAGAUGUAACUGGAAACUUUGACGUUUCAUUCUAUAUUAUGGGAGCUUUAAUGGCCACGAGUGGUGUGAUCUGUCUCCCUCUCAGAAAAUUGCGAGAAUGGGAAGUGAAAAGGUAUUUCUAUUCAAUAAUUUAAAAUUUUAUCUUAUUUUUAGGGGUACUGAGAAGGACGCCAAUCUUGCUGUCGAAUUGCAAAGCUUGAAACCAUAG
This is a messenger RNA of Caenorhabditis auriculariae, 10921 nucleotides long. The record is from the annotation of a GenBank genome assembly. Lineage: Eukaryota; Metazoa; Nematoda; Chromadorea; Rhabditida; Rhabditidae.